Molecule: messenger RNA, 3192 nt
Organism: Symbiodinium sp. CCMP2456
Lineage: Eukaryota; Dinophyceae; Suessiales; Symbiodiniaceae
Source: the annotation of a GenBank genome assembly
AUGAGUGAGAAAGAUCCUUUCAAGGAUCUUGCCUUUUCUGGUGCGCCGUCAGAGUAUCGGUUAUUCAGGAGGAAGAUCUUGCUGAGUGUGGCAUCUCUUGAAGAGAAGCAUCUAUACCUAGCCGGCCCGCGUAUCUUGAAUCGACUUCAAGGUGAGGCCUGGCGGGCGACGGAGCAUCUCUCCAUCGGCGAGCUGCGCACUGAGCAAGGAUGGCUCAAAGUCCUGAGGGCCUUGGAUGAUCACUACAGGUACCUCCCGGAAACUGAGCUGAAUGAGUGUGUGGAUGAGUUUCUCUUCCAUCUCAAGCGUCGGGGCAAUGAGGGCCCGACUGCUUUCGUGUCGCGCUUCAAGGCGGUGCUUAGCAGGCUGGAGACCUUGGUGGCGGCUGAACGUGCCCAGCAGAAGGGCUCGACCAAGCGCCAGCGACCUGCCGACAAGCACGCCGACAGUGAAGCCGAGCAGCAGAGUAGCAGCCUGAGUUCGGACCAUGCAAAGGAUGAUGACGAUGAAGACGAGCUCAGGCUGACCAAGGACCGUGUUGCCCAGGCGGCUGCCGCCUCAGACCAGACGGCUGCUGCAAAGGCGAGUCCCGGGCCAACCACAGAUUCCAAGGGCCCUAAGACGGUUGGCAGCUUCAUCGACUCGCCUAAGGGGAAGAAGAAGACACCUUCUUCCGGUGGUGGAUCCCACCGGAGCCGAGGCACACAUCGUGCCGACGAAGAGCGGGCGAACCGCCGCAUGCUGGAAGACCUCGGCAAGCUCGAGGUUGGGCACCUGCGUGUGAAGCCGAUCUUCCCCGAGGUGAUCCUGGGCCACUUGUUCAUGAGGAAGUAUGGCCUGACCAGAGAGCAGAGGAGCCAAGUGAUUAGGUCUACGGGGGGCUCCUGUAAGUUCAAGGAUGUAGAGAAGGUCAUUCGUGCCUCGGACUACGAAGACAAGAUGAAUGAACCAGGUACCCGGCAUGCCCCGCCUCGGCAAGGUCGUUCUUCACAUGUUCUUGCCGCCGAAGAAGGAAGCAGCCUCAGUGAGCCCACUUACUCCGAUGAUGAAGAAGUACAGGAGGCUGCAGAAAGCUUCGACGAAGAGGGCGACGAGGAACUGGAAGAAGCUUAUGAAGUUCAGAAGCGGGCUAAGCACGAGGCUAAGAGAGCCUACCGGUCCUACAAAGAUAGCAGGAAAAAGGUGCGAGAGAUCAAGAAAGAAAGGCAGCCCUACAUGCCAGUGGUCGCCUUGCCGCCCAACGCGUCAGCUCCGAGUGACGCCCUGCCGGUGCAGCCCACUUUCAAGUACGACAAGAAGCCACCCAGACGCCCAGGCAAGGAUGCCAAGGGUGGCCGCAAGGGCCGCAGAGAGGACGUCAACAUGAUCGAGACCGAGCCCCUCAGCGAGUUCUUGUACAUGGUCUCUGCGGUGUCCGAGGAGAAGACGUCUGAGAAUGAGAUAGUUCUCGAGAUCUGCUCGGUGACGGUUCCGGCCGGGCUGGCGGUGAUCGACACCGGGUGCACCACGUCAGUGGUAGGAGAAGACACUGCAAGGCGGUACCAGAUCUACUUCCGCGAGCGGGGUCUCCCGGAGCCCCAGGAGAUCUCCUUGCCUCCCGUUCAACUGAAAGGCUUCGACGGUACGCGAACCUCCACCAGCAAGGGCUUGCGCUGGACCGUCAAGCUCGGGAAGCUGUGGGGUCAAGUGACCACAUACUCGGUCCCGGGGCAGGCUCCUUUCCUUCUAUCACGGAAGGUCUUGCAAGGAAUGGAGGCUACGAUCGACCUGGGCAAGUGCACAAUGACGAGUGUCAAGCAUGGGAUUCAGGAUGAGCCGCUGAUGCAGGCGCCAAAUGGGCACUUGCUCAUCCCCCUGGUGCCUUCAGAUGGCGUCGAAGAUCUCCUGCAGGUACGGGAAGUGCCACCGUGCUGUGCCGGGUCGAGAGCGGUCUUUGAACGACCGGGUGCGUGCAUCUUCGCCUACUGCUACGGCGAUGCCUCGCAGGAGGAAGCCAGAUCGGUUGAGAGCACCCAAGCCACGUGCGGCACCUCUGCCAGGACUGUGCUUGCCAAACGGCAGAAGGAACGGCCGUUUCUUCGCUUGUUUGAACAGACCUGGUCACUGCAGACCAUGCUCGGCCCCGCCUAUGAAGUCGACUUCGAUAUGUGCGCAGUAGGACUCCUUGACAGAAAGCUAGUUGAAUCCCUAGAUAAGUGUAAGUGUCCGGGCCACGCGGAGCAUGCCCACCUGACCGGGCAACGACACGCACAGUGUUCCGAGGUCUACCCUCGAAAGCUCUGCCGCAGAAUUGCAUCGGUGUUUGCCAGCCGUGACAAACAUGUUACACCCACUCACGACAUUUUUCUGGAAACUGAUGAAGAGGCAGACUCCGAGCGCGAAAGCGAACCAGAAGAGGAGGCCGAAGGCAAUCCGGCCAUGCAGGAGGCGAACCGCCGAUCGUAUGCGGCCAUGAUACAGAAACUUCAUGUAAAUACCGGACACGCCUCGGUUCCUCAGAUGCUCCGUCUAGCCCAGAGGGCCAAGGCUCCAGAUGGAGUCGUGGCCGCUAUCCGGAAGUUCAAGUGCCCAGUGUGUGAAGAACUUCAGGUGCCACCUUCGCACCGGGUAGCAGCGCUAAAGCACACUGAGACCCCGAACCACAUCGUCGGGUUAGAUGUAGUGCAAGUCGAGCUAAAGCGGGACACUUCCACCGGAAUCGUAGAACAGAAAUAUAAUGUCCUCACUGCUGUCGACUAUGCCACAGACUUUGCUCAGCAGAUUGUGUUGCCCGCGGGGCCGGGAGUGGUCAGCCGUGCUUUCCAUUCUCUGUGGUGCCGGCCAUACGGGCCCCCACGAGUAGUCUACGUCGACCCGGACCAAAGGUGGAUGUCUGGAGAGUUCCAGGAAUAUCUCCGACAGAAUUCGAUCACCUUAUUGGACUCUGCAACCGAAUCGCAUUGGCAACUGGGACGGGUCGAGAAUCAAGGAAUGAGCAGCUUAAGCGUCAUGGGUUCUCAAGUGCUCAAUGGUUUCUGGGACGCGAGCCUCGGGUCCCCGGUAGCCUGUCCGACAUUACUGAGCAGUCCAAUGUUGCCAUACAAGAUGCUGUCACCUCAGAACAGGACUUUGCUCAGAAAAUGCAAAUUCGACAACAAGCUGCCGAAGCCUUUAUCGAGGCCCAUGCGCAUACCGCUUGGACCCGUGCCAUAA